UGUAGAUUGUGAUAACGACACAAUCCGACAGCGUGUUCACCUCGGCACGGUGCGCUUGAAGAUAUUGGAUGGUUCAUACAUGAUAGGUGUUUCAACUGCCCUCAGUGACUCCGAAUCGUAAAGAUAAGGCAAGUCAAUCAAGACUGGAUGGCAAACUUUGAUUACAUGUAUGUGGAUUGCUGGGACAAUGGCCAGCUCGGAUGAGACAAGGGAGAGUUAGAAUGUCUUCACUAUUCUCUGAAAUGGACAUCUCGUUGAUUGGUGGACAAGGCUACAGAACAUGACUAUCAAGAUGCGACUGCGUACGGAACCUCUUCUUCUACUGGUGUACCUCCUGUUACAUCCGGGUAGUCAGGCAUUCCAGGACUGCCCAGUGAAAUGUUCCUGCUCCGACAGUGGCACAGUGGUUGACUGCAGCAACCAGGGGCUACAGCAAGUACCAACCUCGCUCCCACCUGCUGUAAUCAGGCUGAUACUGCGGAACAAUUCGAUCUCGGAAAUUGAUCCAAAUCGAGUGGUGACAGCACCGCGGCUUAGCCACCUUGACGUUAGCCACAACAAGCUAGCCAACAUCCCAGAAGCUCUCAUGAACAGUCUCCCGGCCAUGACGGUGGCCAACUUUAGCAACAACAACAUCAACAUCUUGGAAAUUAUCACUUGUCGUCUGUGGCCCAGCCUCGUGGAAUUCGACAUCAGCCAUAACAAUGUCCAGUUUCUGAAAUCUGGUUUCUUUAUCCCGUGCAAUGCGCUGCAGAAACUGAACCUUGGGUGGAAUCAGUUGGAAGGGAAGAGUCUGCUAGGAGUGAGGUACAUCAGCGCCUUGCAGCACCUGGACCUCAGCGGCAACCGGAUGCCUAUCCUAAUCGCAAACGCCUUCAUCGGACUUCCUAACCUCCAGUCUCUGAAGGUCAGCCAAUCAGGAACCCGGAUGAUUUAUGAUGAAACCUUCGCGGGCCUGAAUAAUUUACAGUUCCUCGAUUUGUCAUACAACGACUUCUAUGAGCUGGCACCUGCUCCAUUUUACAAACUGAAGGCACUUUGGGUCCUAAAUCUUGGCGGAAUUAAAUUCCUUUGCGCUUGCGGCUUGAACACGCUGAAGACGUGGAUUGCUCAAAAUAAUUUGUUGUUGCAGAGUCCUGUUAUCUGUGUGGUGCCGAAACCAUCGCAGACCCUGGACAUCCGAUACACAGAUAUGCUCCAAUUCUGCCCGCCGACAACAUCGCCUUUAACUUCCGCUUUGAGUACAGAGGCGUCCUCUAUCUGCGAUAGUGCCACGCCCAGCGAUAUGCGCGUGACCAACAUUACCAAUACGUCCGCCAUGCUUCGAUGGGAUACGGGGGGAUACCACCUCCCUAGCGUACUUGUUUUAAGGAAUAUAGGUGGUGUUGCUGUCGUCAAAGCGACAUCUGUCGACCUUGACGCAAAACAGUACCGUUUUACCGGCCUACAAGCCGAUACGGAUUUUGUUGCCUGUGUCAAGAUUGACUUGUGCGGUUAUGAACAAUGCGCUUUGUAUCGGACGCUAGGGCCUGAUAAUUCUGAUCGAACAACCCUAGUCUCACUAACGGACCCAUCGCCUGGAACCCUCAGUCUAGCCGCCGCAGUUUCGGUGUCGGUCAUCGUGACGAUCCUAAUUUUUAUGGGAUGUUUCGUCUCGUACGUGGUUUACACGAAAAAGCUGCAGAUUCUUGAAAAGAUCUACAAAGGAGAAUAUUCUCCAUCUCACCCCGUCCGAAACCCUGCGCAGUCAACAGGUGAUGACAUAGGUGAUGACACCCAACUUCCAGUUCAAAAUGGCGGCCCUGUGCGAACGUCAGCGGAUUGGGAAAGCGCGGUGGAUAACGAAGAGACACUGCAAGUUCCUUCACCAAUCAGUCCACCAGAGUCUUUGUACAAUAACCCAUCCUACGCUGAACCGCGAAAUCCCGGUGAUAUUAUCUGGGGUGUUCCUAGGUCGCCUGCUGCGCAUCCACAGGAGGAUAACACUCAGCGUCCUCCAGCCGCGCUUCCGAGGGGCUACGCCUCUAUUUCGACGGAGGACAUCUCAAAACCGACGCUAACAGUCUACGAUGAUCUCCUUCCGGAAGAUCAACAGAGAAUUGUCUUCGCUGUCGGGAGGUCACCGGGCAAUGGCGGCCAGGCCCCGGAUGUCGUGAGAGAACCACAUGCCUCCUGCCAUGCCGCUGACCUUGUGAAUCCCUCAGAUGUAGAUCUGCAGGUCAGUGACUCUGAGAACGAGGGACAUUACUGCAACAUCAAAGAUUGUGACAUUCAAGAUGAUGUCGUUACCGCACCGCCUGAUGGCGCAAAAUACACAAAUAUUGAAAAGGACAGAGAGCAUGUGUUGGGUGGGAAAAGUGGCACUCCUCACUGGAAAAAUUUCGUUCCGGCAUCCAUGUUUGAAGCAGACAAUUACGAAAACGCGGCUCGCGGAGAAAGAGUUGAGCCUGGUGGACUCUAUGCUAAUGUUGAUCCUUGACUUAAUCACGUGUUCAGCUGGUGUCGGUUGCUUUUUAUAUGUGCUCAAACCUGACUGUAUUUAUUUUUAUUUAACGUUAGAUAUUUUCACUGCUUUUGUUUUUGGUGGUUGUCCAUAUAUCAUAAAAGAUCAUUGCUUCCGCUUGCACCAUCUAAGAUGAAUUAUGGCGCGAAUGGCACACCUCAUUAAAUGUACAUAGCAAGCAAUGAAGACGACUACUGUUGAUCUUGAUUCAUGCACGUGUGAGAUUCUUUAUUUGAAAUGUAAAUAAAUAAGAAAUCAUUGAA
Molecule: messenger RNA, 2766 nt
Organism: Lineus longissimus
Lineage: Eukaryota; Metazoa; Nemertea; Pilidiophora; Heteronemertea; Lineidae
Product: leucine-rich repeat-containing protein 4-like
Exons: 3
Coding region: 281-2479 (732 amino acids)
Cellular component (GO): extracellular matrix
Molecular function (GO): protein binding
Source: RefSeq, a predicted model, not a curated record